Messenger RNA from Pipistrellus kuhlii (Kuhl's pipistrelle), 4365 nucleotides. It is a transcript of the gene NFIX, whose product is annotated as nuclear factor I X. The transcript has 10 exons. The coding region runs from base 14 to 1660 and encodes 548 amino acids. Gene Ontology annotation, biological process: regulation of transcription by RNA polymerase II. Gene Ontology annotation, cellular component: nucleus. NCBI's taxonomy places the organism in Eukaryota, Metazoa, Chordata, Mammalia, Chiroptera, Vespertilionidae. The record is from RefSeq and is a predicted model, not a curated record. Gene Ontology annotation, molecular function: RNA polymerase II cis-regulatory region sequence-specific DNA binding; DNA-binding transcription factor activity, RNA polymerase II-specific.
UUUAAAAAAAAUAAUGCUGGGGUGGAUGUUCCCAUUGGAGCGGGAGAAGCGAGCAUGGAAACAGGCUGGGGAGGGGGAAGCCAGCUCCGUCUUCCUCCCUCGCUCCGGCCGGUGGAUGUCCUGGUCUGUCUGCCUGGGGGGCGGCCAGAGGCCCCCGGCGGCGCCCCCCGCCCCGAGCAGCGCGCCCGCGGCGGCCGCGCGCCCCGGACCCGGUGCCGGGGGAGCGGCGCGCGCCGCGGGCGGCGGCGGACCAUGGAGCUGUCAUGGGCGCGACACAGCCUGGCGGGGAGACCGGCAGCGUGAUGAGUUCCACCCGUUCAUCGAGGCGCUGCUGCCUCACGUCCGCGCCUUCUCCUACACCUGGUUCAACCUGCAGGCGCGGAAGCGCAAGUACUUCAAGAAGCACGAGAAGCGGAUGUCCAAGGACGAGGAGCGCGCGGUGAAGGACGAGCUGCUGGGCGAGAAGCCCGAGAUCAAGCAGAAGUGGGCGUCCCGGCUGCUGGCCAAGCUGCGCAAGGACAUCCGGCCGGAGUUCCGCGAGGACUUUGUGCUGACCAUCACCGGCAAGAAGCCCCCGUGCUGCGUGCUCUCCAACCCCGACCAGAAGGGCAAGAUCCGGCGGAUUGACUGCCUGCGCCAGGCCGACAAGGUGUGGCGGCUGGACCUGGUCAUGGUGAUUUUGUUUAAGGGGAUCCCCCUGGAAAGUACUGAUGGGGAGCGGCUCUACAAGUCGCCCCAGUGCUCGAACCCCGGCCUGUGCGUCCAGCCACAUCACAUUGGAGUCACAAUCAAAGAACUGGAUCUUUAUCUGGCUUACUUUGUCCACACUCCGGAAUCCGGACAAUCAGAUAGUUCAAACCAGCAAGGAGAUGCGGACAUCAAACCACUGCCCAACGGGCACUUAAGCUUCCAGGACUGUUUUGUGACUUCCGGGGUCUGGAACGUGACAGAGCUGGUCAGAGUUUCACAGACUCCUGUCGCCACAGCAUCCGGCCCCAACUUCUCGCUGGCGGACCUGGAGAGUCCCAAUUACUACAACAUCAACCAGGUGACCCUGGGGCGGAGGUCCAUCACCUCCCCUCCCUCCACCAGCACCACCAAGCGCCCCAAGUCCAUUGAUGACAGUGAGAUGGAGAGCCCUGUCGACGACGUCUUCUAUCCCGGGACAGGCCGCUCCCCGGCGGCUGGCAGCAGCCAGUCCAGCGGGUGGCCCAACGAUGUGGAUGCAGGGAGCCCUCGGGCCACAGCGUCAGCGUUGCACUUCCCCUCCACAUCCAUCAUCCAGCAGUCGAGCCCGUACUUCACGCACCCGACCAUCCGCUACCACCACCACCACGGGCAGGACUCGCUGAAGGAGUUUGUGCAGUUUGUGUGCUCAGACGGCUCGGGCCAGGCCACCGGACAGCCCAACGGUAGCGGCCAGGGCAAAGUCCCGGGGUCAUUUUUGCUACCGCCGCCGCCUCCAGUGGCCAGACCUGUGCCCCUUCCUAUGCCUGAUUCCAAAUCCACCAGCACUGCCCCAGACGGCGCCGCCUUGACUCCUCCAUCACCUUCAUUCGCAACGACAGGCGCCUCCUCUGCCAACCGGUUUGUCAGCAUCGGACCCCGGGACGGCAACUUUCUGAACAUCCCACAGCAGUCUCAGUCCUGGUUCCUCUGAUAAGAUCGACAAAAGAAAUGACAAAAUGAAAAGAAGAGGUUCCUCAAACAGGGGGAGAAGAAAUUUUGAGACGCGGAAAAAAAAAAAUCCCCCAGCCCAGCCCAGCCCCACCGAAAAGCAAAAAGUAAACGUCGUCAGCCACUCAGCCCCUCUCUCCUCCAGCCCAGGGACCCCGAGGCCCCCCGCAGCACCCCAGGGCUCUGAGAGCCCUCGGAGGAGGCCUCGGCGGAGCUGUGCGCCAGCAGCCAAGCAGAAAGCAACAUGCAAAGCGGACUCUGCCUGGCAGAGGACAGAAAGAAAGGAUGCAGCAGAACUUCCUUCCUCCCCCAGCCCAUCCUGGCCUUCUGGGGAAGGAUCUUCAUCCCCAGACCAACCAACCAGCACCGUCCGAAGGGGCCUGUCCCCCACCCUUGUCCUUCCUGGGGGAACCCCACCCUCAGCUGGGGGUCAGAGCGCCCCUAGGGAGCUCAGAGGACUAGCUUGUCAGGAUGAGGGGUGCGGAUCCAGAGGGCACGUCCCCUCCAGAUCCCACCCAGUCCUCCCUCGCGGCCUGCUCCGGACGGGGUGAGGCAGGGUGGCCCCGGAGUCCCCCAGUCCCACCCUUAGGCUAGAUGUCCCCACCCCCAAACAGGGGGCGCCUCCUGGAGCUCCUUUCAUGCCCCCAGAAUGGAGGGUGUCCCAGCACCCCACACCCCUCUGUACAGUAAGGAGUCAGAAUGCUCUCCAAGGUCCAGUCCCCGGGUGGGACAGGCCCCCUGCCCCCUCUCUCCACAGGCAGGCCCGGGAGGUGGCCCUCUGCCGCCGCCCCAGUGAGGGGAGAUGGGCCCCGAGUCGCCCCCACACCUCAGCCCGCAUGCAGGUGCCCUUGUGCCGCCCCAGCGGUCCCUGCCCCUGCCCCUCACGCAGACAGCCCUGCCGUGGCCGGGCGGAGAGCGGAGCAGAAAGGGACCAGGAGCGGAGCGAGGAGGAAGGGCGGCCGCGGCUGCCCUCGCCUGAGCCGCCACCUGCGCUAGGUAGGCGUCCCGCCGGCCCCUUCCUGCCCUCUGGAGGGUGUUGGGUGUCAUCGUCCUCUUUUAAAAGCGUUUUGGAGCAUUCUCUCCCCCGCCCCUUUCCCCACACCCCUCCCUUGUGGCCCCUUCUCUCUGGAUUUCAGCUGUAAUGUCUUUCCUCUUUAUUUCGGGGUGGGGCAUUCAUCGUUUGGGUCUUCUGCUGUUGCGAUCGGGAACUCCUCCUCCACUGAAGCAACUUGGGAACAAUUUGGUCACACACCACAGGAAGUAGCCCCCCCCCCCAAGUCCCCUCCUCCCCCAAGGGAAGGUCGGGGACUGGGCAGAGGGUCCUCCGAAGCGGCCCUGGGAGGCAGGGGAGCAGGGGCACGCCCAGCCCCGUCCAGGGGUGUGACUCGGCCCCUCUGGCUUGUCUUUCUGUGCCUUACUCCCUCCUCCCCACAUCUCCCCUCCUUGGGCCCCUUCUAAGUCCUUGUGCCUCUCUCUCUCUCUUCUCUUUCUUAAAUUGUAUGAAAACACAAAGCACAGGUCAGGAUCCUCUGAAAGUCAAUCAGCCCAACAUUGCACGCAGGGGUGGGUUCUGGGUUUUAUUUAUUGUGAAUCUAGUGUGUGAGGCUGGGGCAGAGCAGGCGAGGGAAGGGAGGAGACGCGGGGGCCGGCUGGGAGGGGGGAAGAGGGCCUCACCUGGGGCUGCGGGGGGCCGGCGGGCGGCGCCUCCUCCCCAGCUGGAAGCCACAAGGUAGCUCGCUAGCCCUCGGGGUAGCUUUUGUUGGAAGUUGAGCAAAGGCCCUCCCUCCCCUCCCACCCCUAUGCGCUUGCAGCCCAGGGGAGGACGGGGACUGAGAAGCUGGGGGGCCCGGGGACCCCACGGGAGCCUGGGGGCGGGGGUCACGGGGAGCAGGGCGUGGGUGGGGGGCCGGGUGGGCCGGGCGUGACGCGCGGUCAAAGUGCAAUGAUUUUUCAGUUUGGUUGGCUAAACAGGGUCAGAGCUGAGAGGGGAGCGGGAGGGACCCCUGCCCUGCCGCACGCGCCCUCGGAGGAGACAAUCGGGCCGCGGGCGGGCGCGGGGGCGCGGGGUGUGCGGGGCGCCCGCCCGGCGAGGUCGGAAGCUGCGGGCCAGCUGGGCCGGGACGGCGGCGCCCGCGGGGCUGCCGGGGCCCAGGCCGGGGCGGGGUUCGCUCCGUCCCCCCAAGUGUCGCUGUGAGGCUCAGGCGAGAGGCGUCGAGGGCCCCAGGAGAGGUGGGGACGUGUUAGAAGAGAAAAAACGAGAAGAAAAAAAAAAAAAAACCCACAAAAAUAUAUAUGGGGGAAAUGAACUUUUUUUUUUUUCAUUGAACCAAGUGCAAUGCAUCAGAGAGUUUUCCUAUCUUUGUAUGUUAAGAGAUUGUUAAGAAAAGUUCUAUUUUUGUUGUAAGGUCCCCGCGGCUCUGGGGACGCUAAAAGAAACGGGCCUGCCCCGCCCUUUGCGGGGAUAACGAACGCUGAGUGUUUUUCCUUUUUUUUUCUUCUUUCUUUUUUAUUUUUGUUCGUUUCAGGUUUUAUUAAUUUUUUUUUUCGUUUUCUUUUUUUAAGUCGUUUUCCUGCGUUGACAAGGAUGAUCUGGGGUUUUUUGGUUUUCGUCGUUCGUUCUCAGUUUCGGUGGGAGGGCUGAAGGAAACGUUCACAUUUCAGAAUUUACAAAAUAAAAACACCUGAUUU